Messenger RNA from Rosa rugosa (rugosa rose), 980 nucleotides. RefSeq lists its product as uncharacterized. The coding region runs from base 226 to 942 and encodes 238 amino acids. The transcript has 3 exons. The record is from RefSeq and is a predicted model, not a curated record. Gene Ontology annotation, molecular function: S-adenosylmethionine-dependent methyltransferase activity. Lineage: Eukaryota; Viridiplantae; Streptophyta; Magnoliopsida; Rosales; Rosaceae.
CCAAAAAAAAAUUGUAAUUGGCGUCCUCUACACACAAGUGAAACAAUACAAAUAGCCUCUCACCUUCCAACUCUUGCUCAAUACUCAGCUCUGAAUCUCCCUUCUGAUCUCCCUUCUCCAAUAGUUCUAACUACAACCAAGUUACUGGAAAAUAGGAAGAAUGGCAGGUCUAUUCGACAAGCAAGCAGAGGUGUACUUGGAAGCUCGGCCAAUAUAUCCCAAGGAAUGGUAUUUGAAGUUGGCCGGUCUCACCCCCGAACAGUCUUUAGCUUGGGAUGUUGGAACUGGAAAUGGCCAGCUGCUUAUAGUCUUUCAGAGCAUUACGAGCAAGUAGUGGGAAGCGACAUCAGUGAAGAACAAUUGAAACAUGCCAUCCAACAUCCUCGAAUUCGAUACAUUCAUACUCCAACAUCAAUCUCAGAGGAUGAAAUGGUCAACUUAAUAGCCGGUGGUCAUGAAAAUUCAGUGGACUUGGUUACAGUGGCGGAAGCUGUUCACUGGUUUGAUCUUCCUCAUUUCUAUUCACUCGUCAGACGCCUUCUGCGCAAACCAGGAGGCGUAAUCGCAGUUUGGGGCUACAACGACAUGGUAGUAAGCCCCGAUUUUGAUCUUUUAAUGAAGCGUUACCGCGAAAAGAUGUUACCAUAUUAUGACCCGAAAUCAAGCUACUUAUGGGAGGGUUAUAGGACACUUCCAUUUCCAUUUGAGAGUGUUGGAUUAGGUCGUGAAGGAGAGCCUAUGGCACUUGAAAUACAUAAGGAACCUUCAUUUCAGGGGCUUGUGAGGCUUCAUAGGUCUUCCUCUGCAGUCACUACGGCUAAAGACAAGGGUGUGGAUUUGUUGUCUGAAGAGGUGAUUGAAGAGAUUCAAGGAGUUUGGGGUGGGCCUGAUCUGGUUAGAUCUGUUACGUACAAGGCUUUUAUGCUUGCUGGCAAACUUUGAGGUUUAUGUAAGCAUGUAACGUAGGGUCUUGUUAUGUG